Messenger RNA from Elaeis guineensis (African oil palm), 2346 nucleotides. The record is from RefSeq and is a predicted model, not a curated record. Lineage: Eukaryota; Viridiplantae; Streptophyta; Magnoliopsida; Arecales; Arecaceae.
GCUUUGGUUUGUCUAUAGCGUUGCGUUGCACAAUUCUCUCUCUUUUAGAAAAGUUGGACAGUGGACAUCAUUAAAUCCUUUGCCAUUCAUCAAAUUAAUCACCAAACAUCCUUUGAAUUCUUCUGACCCUGCAAAACAAGCAUGGCUCUCUUAAAUUCAUCUCUCAAAUCCUUGGUGCCUUUCCUUCAAUUGUUGUGCCUCGUAUUCCCCCUAGCAAAUCCUCUCUCCUUCAACUUCUCCAGCUUCAACCCGGACGAUAGAAACAUAAACUAUGACGGCGAUGCCUUUCCGAUGAACCAUAUCAUCCAGCUCACCAAGAACCAGCUCGACUCUUCGAUCGAGAGGAGCGUAGGCAGAAUCACAUAUGCCAUGCCGGUGCCAAUCUGGGACAAAGCUUCCAACGAGCUCGCCAAUUUCAACGCAUGUUUCUCAUUCACCAUCAAUGGCUUCAACAAAAGUGUAAGUGGCGAUGGUCUUGCCUUCUUCCUCUCAUCAUUCCCUUCCAACAUCCCAAAUAAUUCCUAUGGUGGAGCUCUUGGACUAUUUAACCGUACCGGCGGUAACGCGACAGAAGACCCGGUCGUGGCUAUUGAGUUCGAUACCUUCAAAAAUCCAGAGUAUAAUGAUUCAAGUUCCAAUCAUAUUGGAAUUGAUGUUAACACAAUCUUUUCCGCUGCAUGGUUGGAUUUGAAUGUUAGCAUCAGACAGAAGUUCGAGUUCAAUGCUUCUGUCAGUUACGAUGCACAAAGCAAAAAUUUAAGUGUCUUGCUUAGUACUCCUAAAAACAACACCUGGAAUUGGAGCCUCUCUUAUGGUGUUGACUUGAGGCAGGUCCUGCCGGAAAAGGUAGCCGUUGGCUUCUCGGCCGCCACCGGUAACCAAGUCGAGUCACACUGCUUAUUGUCUUGGAAUUUCAGUUCCUCUGAUUUGAGUCAUCAGGACUAUGGUCCCAAUCCACAUCCAAACACCAAUUCCAAGCAUAAGCCUAGUUUUAAACUUUUUGGGCUUGUCAUUGGCAUUGGGAUAUUGGUCUGUGGGUUGGUUUUGAUUUGGCUUGGAAGAUGUUUAUAUAAGAUGGCUGUUACAGGGAAGAAGGAAGAGAUGGCUAUUGAUUCAUUAAUCCAUGAUACGUUUGAGAGAAGGAGAUACUCUUACAGUGUGCUUGUGAGUGCAACCAAAAGUUUUUCCAGCGAGGGGAAACUUGGGGAAGGAGGAUUUGGGGAGGUCUACAAGGGAGUACUGCAUGACUCCAAACUAGAGGUGGCCAUUAAAAGAAUCUCUAGAGGUUCAAACCAGGGAACAAAAGAGUACAUAUCUGAAGUCACAAUUAUAAGCCGGUUACGACAUCGCAAUCUUGUGCAGCUCAUUGGGUUUUGCCAUGAGAGGGGUGAUCUGCUGCUUGUCUAUGAGUACAUGCCAAACAGAAGCCUUGAACACCAUCUCUACAGUGAGGAAAGAUUGCUUGCAUGGCCAGAAAGAUAUAAAAUUGCUCAGGGAUUGGCCUCAGCCUUGCUCUACCUUCAUGAAGAGUGGGAGCAAUGUGUAGUCCAUAGAGAUGUGAAGCCUAGCAACGUGAUGUUAGAUUCAGAGUUCAAUGCGAAGCUCGGAGACUUCGGCUUGGCAAGGUUGAUGGAUCAUGAUAGCAAUCCAGAAACAACGAUCCUAGCAGGGACCAUGGGAUAUAUUGCACCAGAAUAUGCUACCACAGGAAAAGCUAGCAAAGAGUCUGAUGUCUAUAGUUUUGGAGUAGUAAUACUAGAAAUCGCAUGCGGUAGAAAGCCAAUUGAAGCCAAGGAGAAGCGAGGCAAGGUGAAAUUGGUAGAGUGGGUUUGGGAGCUUUAUGGGAACAAGAUGUGUUUGAAUGCAGCGGACCAAAGGUUAAUGGAAUAUGAUCCACAACAAAUGCAGCAGUUGAUGAUUCUGGGGCUGUGGUGUGCCCAUCCAGAUUACACUCAGCGGCCAUCCAUAAGGCAUGUUAUCAAUGUUCUCAAGUUCAAUGCUCCACUGCCAAUUUUGCCACCAAAGAUGCCUGUUCCGAUGUUCUGUUCUCCUCCAGUUGAAGCAUCUAGUCUUUGCAAUAGCUACUCUACUGUGUCGACUCAAUCAAGUUUGGGGAUUGAAGAUGGAAAGCCAUGUCAAAAAGUUGAGCAUUGACACCGUUCUACUCCUUAGAUUAGCAUAUAAGAUUUUAGCUAUACAAGUUUGUAUCCUCUUAUCUAUAUGCAACUUAUUUAGGUUGUGUUUUUUGUAAUUUCAAUAUAAAGGGAUUCAGUUAAACAUUGGAAUAAUUAUAUGACUUGAUGUAACAUCAAUAUUUUGAUGAAAUUAUGUUUGGGUUUGUCUUCA